Molecule: messenger RNA, 375 nt
Organism: Nelumbo nucifera (sacred lotus)
Lineage: Eukaryota; Viridiplantae; Streptophyta; Magnoliopsida; Proteales; Nelumbonaceae
Product: auxin-induced protein X15-like
Biological process (GO): response to auxin
Source: RefSeq, a predicted model, not a curated record
AUGGAUAUCGGGGAGAUGAUCCGGUCUCCGAAAGAUAUUACUAGGUUAUUACGUCCUAUGAGGUAUGAAAGAAUUGGCAACUCUCUGGAAUCCGACGAGAGUUUGGGGGAGUCAGUGCUGCGCAGAUAUCAGAGCGAUUCCCCGACGGUUCCAAGAGGUUUUCUGGCGGUUUAUGUGGGCCCGGAGAAUCGGAGGUUUGUGAUUCCGGCGAGUUAUCUGUCUAUGCCUGAUUUUAGGGUUCUGAUGGAGAAAGUCGCCGAGGAAUUUGGGUUUGAACAACAAGGCGCACUUAAAAUUCCCUGCGAAGAAGAGGAUUUUGAGAAGAUUCUGCUCAGGUGCUUCGAGAGGCAAGAAAAGAUGAAGAACAAGAAGUAA